AAAACAGGCUUUUUGCAUUUAAAAACAGGCUUUUUGCAUGUUCAAACCAAAGCGGAAUAUGAAUAUUGCUCCAAAGCGAAAUGUGUUUUAUUAUGUGUGCUGCAUGUGCAUGAUAGAAGUGUGAGAGAGAGGAGAUGUUGUUUCUCUGCUGUGAUCCGGUGCGUUUCUCUGAAUGGGCUAUGAGAUAUAAUAAAUUCGGAUCAUGCAAGGUAACCAUCACAAUUAUACCAGGACGGUGUGAUGAUGAUGAUGAUGAUGGUGAUGGUGAUGAGGAGGAAGGCAUCAUCAUUUCGGACUGAUGAAAAUAUAAAUGGGUCUGCCCCAAAAUGGAUUCUCAGUUGGCUUCAGUCCUGACCAGUUGCAGCCUGGAUGUCCAAAAUGGCAGCCGAUGUGCAGAGGGAUCAGGGCCAGUGACAGAGGCUUUUUUGGACCCAAAGGAAGAAAUCUCACCCAGUACUGUACCAGGUAACCUCCAGCCGUGCCCUGUCAGAGCAGCACUGACCAGCAGCCAGGCUGCUCCAUCAAUCAAUGGGAAUAAGCCAGAGGUGGGCGGGACUUGUGAGCCGGCCUCUCAGGAAACAAGUAAGAUCGGUGUGCUCAGGCAGCCAAUCACGGUAAAGACUGGGGUGCCUGUGUUACGCAGCCGGCCAAUCAGACUCAAAAUUGUCGUUCCCCCACGGUGCAAGAGGCCAAUCACAAACUCUGCCAUCAGCCUGACCAAAGACUUUGCUCUCUCGCAUUUUAGGAGAUCUGUUUCGGUCUCAGCUGGAGCAGGAAAAAACAAAAAUAAAAUCCUAAUAUCUGCUGUUAAAAAUGAAGGAGAAAUCAAGGAAGUUACUGAGGAAGCUAAGCCAGAAUCAUUCCACGAAGCAGAGGCAGCGAGGGGGGACACAAUGUGCAAAGAGAGACGUGUUUCAGGUGUUAAAAUCAUUCACACUGAUGGGUCACAAACUCCUUUCAUUUCAAGCACUCAUACAAUUACAAUUUUGAGUCUGAAAGGGAUUAAAGAGGAAACCACAGAGAGAGACAUUGAGGAAAAUAGUCCUCUAUUUUUGCAAGAAAUGGACUUAAAGUCUUGCAGGACGUUUGCCGAGCAGGGAGCGGAGGAGCAGACAGAACCGCUGGACUUGAGUUUGCCCAAGAAGAGAGAGAGUCGAGAGAGGAGGUGUGAACGCCUUCUGGACGACUGCGGCUGCGAAAGCUCGCUGAUUAUGGAGGUCGACGAAUACGAGGGAGAAGGAGACAGGGAUGUAGUAGAAGAGGACGAUGGCGGUGAAGGAGAGGACUCUGUGCUGCGUACGGACGCCACAGAUACACUUGAAGACUCUCUCCUGUCUCCCUCUUUCUUCUCCAGCUCUGUCUUCACCUCCCUCCCCUCGAUAGACACCGAAAACCUUCUCCUCAUAGACGACCAGGGAAUACCGUACACGCUCAGUCCAGAUGGAUUAAAAGUGCCGCAGGUCGAUGCUUCCACGUCAGAGGAUCAGGUAGAAGGAACGGGGUCGCCGCAGUUGUCCGCGUCAGCAGAUCUUAGCCUCAGCCAAAGUUUAGAUAAUGCACUAAAAGCACCUUCUGAUCAUCUUUACAACUUACCAGCUCCUGCUGCUGAUUCUCCAUCACUAAGUGUCGAUCAGACAAAGACUCCAGAAGUCGUCACGAGUUCGAUUACAAACUCAGAUCCCUCUAAGACCACAGAGCCGAGUGUUAAAUUGGUUCAGGAGGCUAAUGCUGUUAUAUCAAUCCCCAGCCAGCCCAUUCAGAUCCUCACAAACCCGUCUACUAACGUUCCUAUUCUCCUCCUGUCGUCCUCCUCUUCCUCUCCUCAGCUCUCCUCGCUUCCCCUCUCAGUUACUCAGACCUGCCCUGGUGCUUCCACCCAAAUGUUCCUCCUCCUCUCAUCUGUACCCUCUUCCUCUGGCGACUCUACCUCCACCCCUAUCGCUGUCCUCGACCCUUCCACCGGCCAGUUGUCCCAGAUCACCGCGGCCUCCGCCCCCAUCUCCCUCCCUUUGUCCUCCGGUCAGGUCACCGCGUUAGGAUCACCUCUGCCCACGCUGUCCCACCCCGUCAUCAGGCUGAGCCCCAACAACCCCCCUGAAGUCCUGUCACGAGUGACCGGUGUAAACUCCGUCUCUGUUCUCACCUCCUCCUCUCCCGCUCUUCAAAACGACCGCCACAGCACAAACCUCCAUUCUCAAACCAGCUCUUCCGAUUCAAACCCUGGAAGCGAAGCCAUAUCUGCUGAAGAAGUCUCAAGUGAAAACAACAAGCCAUCAACUUUAACAGCGUCCUCUCCGCACCCACAGUCCGCUAGCUUGACCUUUGACCCCUCAGCUCAGCCCAGCUCGGAGUCCCAGUCGCCGGCCUCGGAGUCCAGAUUUGACCCGUCUGACCUGCACUCGGAACAUUUACCUCUGGACGACCAUCUUUACUUCUCCAGCGCUGCCGCUCCUCCCUCCCCUCCCAUCGGAGCCAUCCUCGCCUCCGAUAAGCUCGACCCCCUCGACCCACUGGAUUCUCUCUCUCCGGAGGAAUCGCCCGACGCCAUGGCCGCCCGCAGGGUGCUGUACUGCCAGCUGUGCCCGCGUGUCUUCUUUUACCUCUCCGACCUUGAGCGCCACGCCAUCACACACUCGCAGAAGAAGCCUCACGUCUGCCAGCAGUGCGGCAAAGCCUUCAAACGCUCCAGCCAUCUGCAGAGGCACAAGCACAUCCACACAGGCCAGAGGAACUUUGUGUGCCCCAUCUGCGCCAAACGCUUCAGGGAGGCCGGUGAGCUCCAGCGCCACCAGCGGGUCCACACCGGAGAGAAACCCUACCAGUGCCAACUUUGCCACACGCGCUUCGCGGAGCGCAACACGCUACGCCGACACACCAAACGCAAACACCCUUACCACCAAGUAGCCAUGGAAAUGUUGAACGAGAGAAAAGAUAGAGGAGGAGGAGGAGGAGGAGGCGGAUCCGGAGUACAGGAGGAAGAAGAGAGUGCUGAGUGGUACAGCUCCACUGUGUCUCAUUUGGAUAACUCCGAGUCUGAGAUGGAAACUUAAGAGAUAGACUCCAAAGUGAAGGAAAGGAGGAUGUAACUCUGGUGAGACACUAAACUUUCCUCGUUAAUUAACGUUUAAAAAAAAGGGAGCACUUGCAAUAUUUAUUUCAAUGUUUUUAAGCUAAUUUAUUUAUAUGAAUGUGUAUUAUUAUUCCCAUUCCAUUUAGUGGGCAAAACUUCAGCCUUCGAAGUCAUACAUGAUUUUGACAUUAGCUUUCCUGUAUGAAAAAAAGGUGCAUACAUUUUUAUAUGUAUAGGUAAAGCUUCAAAAUCAUGUUUUUUAUUCAGAUUAUUAAUUCGACUGCUAAAUUGCAUUCUCAUACAAUCCAAUAUAAAACCCUCAAGUGCUCAGAAAAGGAUAACUUAUUAGCUCUAAAUGCUCUAGUUGUGUAUAUAAAAAAUACUAUUUGUAAGAGCUGCACUUCUGCACUAUCUUAUGUGAAAGAUGUAAUCUAUCUUUCCUACCGUCAGAGACACUGUGAGUCAUUUGCACUUGUUUUAUUUCAAUAUUCACUUUUUUUUUUUUUUACAUUGUGAUGGAAUAUGCUUACUUUAUCUUUUACUGCAGCUGUCGAUUUUAUGUAUUUAAUUCAUAUCAUGUGAGAGUUUGACCAAAUGUUUUUGGAGUUAUUCUAACACAAACACUAUAUUCAGAUUGUUUUUGUUUAAUGUGAAUUAUGUUAAUUUAUUUGAAUAAAAUUUCUCAACUGUAA
Molecule: messenger RNA, 3762 nt
Organism: Sebastes umbrosus (honeycomb rockfish)
Lineage: Eukaryota; Metazoa; Chordata; Actinopteri; Perciformes; Sebastidae
Product: zinc finger protein 236
Exons: 3
Coding region: 327-3050 (907 amino acids)
Cellular component (GO): nucleus
Source: RefSeq, a predicted model, not a curated record